AUGUCUAAAUCCCUUUAUUCGUCUGUGGCAAAGCUAAACUUGGCUGGGUCUAACAGGAAGGUGCGGAGGAUCUUUGCUGAAGACCUAGAGUGGUCUCUUGCCACGGUGCCUCGUUUAUCAAAACUCUGCCUGGAAACCAUUGUGAGAAACUUCGAGGAACAUCCUAUAGUUGAGAAACUUCCACCUGGCCAGAGGGACUAUGUGCUAGAAAGGCUGUCCCCUUUGCUGCCCCUGCAUGUGACAGCCAGUUUAAUAAGUGAUGAAAGGUACUGGAAGCGGUGCUGCAAACAGCGGUGGGACCCUUGUGACACGUCUCAGUAUGGCCACAGCUGGAAACGAAUGUUCCUCGAGAGACAUCUGGAGAACAUUAUUGAGCUUUUUGUCCCAGAUGUGACGGACCCAAAGACCGUUCUAGACCUGGUCCCUCUGUGCAAGAACUAUGUAAAGAGACUGAAUAUCUCCCAGUUGCUGCUGCCCAUCAAGGAGCCCCAGCAGGCAGAAGAGGAGGAGUGCUUGGAUUCAGCUAGUGACAGUGGCUCUGAUCGACCAUCUAUGGACCACUUUGACUUCGGUAUCCUGCUAGACAAGCUAACCAGCUUGGAAGAGCUGCAUUUGAUGUACAGGGUGAAGGACUGUGGCAUGAACUUUGAGUGGAAAAUGUUUGAGAUCACCUUACGGGACUGCGAGUCCCUGGCUUGGGCCCUGAUGUCAUGCAAGACGUUGAAGGUCCUGAGGCUCCAACAAAGUAAAGUGGAAGAUGAAAAAUGCCGGAUGCUGGUGAGACACCUCUUGGACCACCCGUCCCUGAGGGAGCUCGACUUUUCUCACAACCUGAUAGGAGACAGGGGAGCCAGAGCCGUUAGCAAGUUGCUCAACAGAAGCAAACUGGAAACCCUAAACAUCUAUGACAAUGACAUCAGAGGCCCGGGAGCCCAAGCUAUAGCAUCUGCCCUGUCCAAGAACUCCACCCUGCUUUCCCUCAACCUGCGACUCAACCGUUUGGGAGAUGAGGGGGGUCAAGCAAUAGGAAAAGCCUUGCGGUGGAACCACACUUUACUCCACCUGCAUUUGGGGGCCAAUGAGAUGACCGAACCUACCGCCGCUGUCCUGGCUAAAGCACUUGCUCAGAACAACACCCUGAAGACCAUCAACCUCUCAUGCAACAGGCUGGGUGAGGAUGGAGGUAAGCUGUUGGAGGACGGAAUGUCUCACAACAUCAGCAUCACAGAAUGUGACAUUCGUCUGACGGAGGUGGGUCAGGAGGCCGACUGCUCCAUCAGUCAGGUGGUUCAAAAUAACAGAGACAGAGAACACGAGAGACGGGCACCAGAGAAUGGCGCUGGGUAG
Lampris incognitus (smalleye Pacific opah) is the source of this 1347-nucleotide messenger RNA. RefSeq names its product t-complex-associated-testis-expressed 1 (gene drc5). Gene Ontology annotation, molecular function: protein binding. Lineage: Eukaryota; Metazoa; Chordata; Actinopteri; Lampriformes; Lampridae. The transcript has 4 exons. Bases 1 to 1347 code for a protein of 448 amino acids. The record is from RefSeq and is a predicted model, not a curated record.